Molecule: messenger RNA, 1711 nt
Organism: Photinus pyralis (common eastern firefly)
Lineage: Eukaryota; Metazoa; Arthropoda; Insecta; Coleoptera; Lampyridae
Gene: CaBP1
Product: protein disulfide-isomerase A6 homolog
Exons: 5
Coding region: 146-1441 (431 amino acids)
Biological process (GO): response to endoplasmic reticulum stress
Cellular component (GO): endoplasmic reticulum lumen
Molecular function (GO): protein disulfide isomerase activity; protein-disulfide reductase activity
Source: RefSeq, a predicted model, not a curated record
GGCAGAUUACAUGUGUACAUUUUACAAUCCAAUGAAAAUCCACCACGAAUUUCAUGUUGGCGGAUUUUUGAGCAUUACCGGCUUAAUGUAUUUAGAGAUAUCAUUAGUUAAUAAUUCGUCGUUCGGGUCAAAAUAAAUAUUAAAAAUGUGGCAAAUUUUUGCUUUUGGAUUAUUUGUUUCUACAUGUCAAGCACUGUAUCCCGCCAGUUCAAAUGUAGUGGAACUUACACCCUCAAAUUUCGAUAAAUUGGUUAUAAACGGCGAUGAAAUCUGGAUAGUCGAAUUCUUUGCACCGUGGUGCGGUCAUUGUCAGCAGCUCGUACCCGAAUAUCAGAAAGCGGCGAAUGCGUUGAAGGGUGUUGUAAAAGUUGGAGCGGUAAAUGCGGACGAGCACAACAGCUUAGGUGGCAGGUACGGCGUGCGAGGCUUCCCAAGUAUUAAAAUUUUCGGCACGAAUAAAAAUAAACCAGAAGACUAUAAUGGUCAACGCACUGCACAAGGUCUCGUCGAUGCCGCCUUGGCUGCAGUUCGAAGUAAGGUAAAUGCGAAUUUGGGUGGUAAAUCUAGUGGAGGCGGAUCAGGCUCAAAGUCCUCAAGCAGCGAUGAUGUAAUCGAACUAACAGAUGAUAACUUUGAUAAACUGGUUAUUAACUCUGACGAUAUGUGGUUGGUUGAAUUCUUUGCGCCGUGGUGCGGGCAUUGUAAAAAUUUGGCACCGGAGUGGGCAUCGGCUGCUACCGAGCUAAAAGGAAAAGUAAAAAUGGGUGCUUUGGAUGCGACUGUUCACUCACAAAAGGCUGCCCAGUAUGGAAUUAAGGGCUACCCCACAAUUAAAUAUUUUCCGGCUGGCAAGAAAACUAAGCAAUCGGACGAGGAGUAUGAUGGUGGGCGUACAUCGAAAGAUAUAAUAAAUUGGGCUUUGGAUAAGGUUUCCGAAAAUAUUCCGGCACCUGAAAUUAGACAGAUUUUGAACGAAGACUUGUUCAAAGAGGACUGUGAUCAAAAACCGUUGUGUGUUAUUUCCGUAUUGCCACACAUUUUGGAUUGUCAAGCUGAUUGCCGUAAUCAGUACUUAAAUGUUCUUAAUGAUAUGGGUGAAAAAUAUAAGAAGAAAAUGUGGGGAUGGGUGUGGAGCGAAGCUGGUGCCCAGGGUGAUUUAGAGAAUGCUUUAGACAUUGGUGGAUUUGGUUACCCAGCGAUGGCCGUUAUUAAUGUGAAAAAGAUGAAGUAUUCUUUAUUACGAGGUGCAUUCUCCAAGGAAGGAAUCAAUGAAUUUUUAAGAGAUCUGUCCUACGGACGAGGUAGUACAGCACCAGUAAGAGGAGGUGAGCUUCCUAAGAUUGCCACAAUUGAAGCCUGGGAUGGAAAAGAUGGAGAACUGCCAAUGGAAGAAGACAUAGAUUUAUCAGAUGUUGACCUAGAUGCAAAAGAUGAACUUUAAAAGUAAAAUUAUAUUUUACGUCGGUCCAUAUCAGGUGAUCUAACUGCCAAUUUAUUCUCAGCUUGUAUCAGUUCAACAUUAACAUCUUUCACAAUUGAUAUGAAUUGACUGUACAAUUUUUGUAUGCUUUAAUGAUAACUAGGAAUUUUUUUACUUGUACCAUAAAUUUUGUGUAACUAGUUUUGUAAGACUUAUUUAAGGUAGUAAAAUAAGACUGUUUAAUUAAUGAUGUUUUGUAUAAUUCAAGAAUAAGCAGUAGAAGUAGAUCAC